AUGCCGACUGACCCCUGUAAGAAAUUAGCUUGUGAGAUCCAGAAAUGCCUGUCUGAGAAUAACUACCAAGAGGCCGCACAAGAGCUAGAUGAGGUAAUUAUGGACAGUCAACGUCGCAGUCUGCCAUUGGGUAAACGCAGCUGGAUCUACCGAUACCCGCGAACUUUUCAGAUCGUCUUCACCACUCUGGGCAUCGGCGUCUUCUUCUCCAAACCGCUGUACGAUCUGUUUUACAGGCCGCGCGCCGAUUUCGACCUGACCGAGCCGCCGACGAGCUUGACAGGCGGCAAGCCGCGCUCAAUU
Iphiclides podalirius (scarce swallowtail) is the source of this 303-nucleotide messenger RNA. The record is from the annotation of a GenBank genome assembly. Lineage: Eukaryota; Metazoa; Arthropoda; Insecta; Lepidoptera; Papilionidae.